Molecule: messenger RNA, 546 nt
Organism: Blepharisma stoltei
Lineage: Eukaryota; Ciliophora; Heterotrichea; Heterotrichida; Blepharismidae
Source: the annotation of a GenBank genome assembly
AUGGGACUGAUAGAAAAACUCCAACAAUGCAUGGAAUUCAUCGCGACGAAGUAUUUUCUGGUAUGUAAUAAUUAGAUUUGGUAUUUAUCCACUGCGAUAUUCUUUAUCGUUCUGCUGUACUCACAGCUUUUCUCUCCAAAAAAAGUUUUUAUCUCUUGAAUCCUGUCAUCUGGCAUACAGUUUAUAAUCCGCCUCUACUACUUAAGCCACGAGGAGUCUCCUGAGCAAGAGCGCCAACGGUACAUAGAGCUUGCCAUUGAAAUCUUGCGAAAUUACCGCGGAGAGCUACUUUCUUUAUAUGCGGCAUCAUUACGAAAUGAAGACAAUAACGAAGGGGCAGCACAAGAGGCUAUCAUUGAUCUGCCACACAUAGAAGCUAUAGAGAAAGGCUACUGCUGUAUCUGCAUGAGCGAUAUUGUAGAAAGCCAACUUAUAACAAAAAUCAACUGCGUGCAUACUUUUCAUUCUGAAUGUAUAGAUACCUGGCUUGAAACUCGAGCUGUUUGCCCUAUAUGUAAAGUGAAAAUUCCUGCAUCAAUAAUCUAA